Molecule: messenger RNA, 792 nt
Organism: Fusarium subglutinans
Lineage: Eukaryota; Fungi; Ascomycota; Sordariomycetes; Hypocreales; Nectriaceae
Exons: 3
Coding region: 1-792 (263 amino acids)
Source: RefSeq, a predicted model, not a curated record
AUGAUCACUUCCGUUAUUGGAGGACAUACAACACUCAGCGCUGUACAUCAGAGGCAUGGUGGCCGUCCACAGCCGCUUGUGAACCUUGUAGAAGAGCGGAUCAUCACGGAACCCCCAGGAGGUGAUCCUACAGGUCUUCUGCGUUCAGCCGAGCUGGAUAUUGAGUGUAUGCUGUUUUACUAUCGCUGGACGGGUCCCUCUACCACUCUCGCAGUAUACGAAGACGAUAUUAUAAGCGAAUGCUAUUUUGAGGAGGAGUUUAGCUUGCAAAGUCUACAGCUCGACACCACAGAUCUAGUGCGAAAGUUCAAAGAAUUGGGGCAAGUGGAAGGAAAGCAUACCAAGCUAUCGAAAACCUUAAAAAAGAAAUCCAACUCUACCGCCAACAUGAAGACAACCGCCAUGCUCAUGAUCGCCGCCUUCGCCAGCAGCGCCUUCUCCCUCGAAGUCAAAGACGCUUCAACUCCUGGCGGUGGCACUCCUGGCUCUCCCGCCUGCAACCGUCAAUGCCUCAUCACCAUUUCCCCAGGCGACGGUGCCUCCACGCAGAGGUCCGAUGGCUUCCCUGGCUCUUGCAAGGAGUACGCUACUGGUCAGCUCAAGGGCACUAAUCGUUCUGUUGACGGAGGGCGUCUCAACAUCAAUGGUGUCGGGGGAAAUCUUGUCAUCGACUUUGUCAAGAAUGGGCGUGAUCGCCGUGCUUCCUUCACUAAUUGUAAGGAAGCUGUUUUUACGGGUGCGCAGUGUAGCCUUAAGCAGGGAGGGUGUGACAAGCAGGCUGAGUCUGGAUAA